AAAAAAAAAAAAAAUUUAAAUAAAAAAAAAAAGAAAAAAAAAUGGUACAAAAGAGAGAACCGAGACAAGAGCAAACUAUUUAUUCACCAUAUUAUUAUCCAAAUUCUUCUCGUUAUAAUUAUCCUACAAAGAUUGGUGGUGAUGAAGAACAAUAUACCGAAGCAAAGUUUUCUUUUCCCCACUGGGAUGACGAAGUACAACCCUACAAACCUCUCCGCAGAAGAGCUUCUACUCCCUUUAUUAACGCGGAAUAUAGUGAUUACUUUAAUAAAUCACUUUCUCUUGAUGAUGAAGAUGAAGAUGAAAACGAAAACGAAAACGAAAGCGAGGCAAUUUGUGAAAAAAUUCAGAAUGAUAUAGAUUUAGCACGUAAAGAUCAAAAAACUGAUUACGACCAAUUUAGAAAAGCUUAUGCUACAUUUCAUGAUGAUAUACGUUCUUUACAACGCGAAAUUGAGGCGAUUGAAGCCGCUUGUUUGAAAAAUGGUUUCGAUUUAAAAAGAGGUGUAGCAACUGGAACAGCUGGAGCAACUAUGAACGAUGAUGGUACUGAAAUUUAUUAUGAGCCUACUUGUACAGUAGCUGAUUCUCAUCAUUAUAAUAAUAAUAGUAAUAAUUAUAAUAAUAAUGUAAAAGAGGGAAAUCGUUUAUUAUCUUAUAUACCUUCUGCCACAGCUGCGGCCGCGGCUGCUCGUGGUAUGAUUGCAAAGAAACGUAGUUCUCCUUCUUUAUUAUAUAGAAAAAAGCAACAACAACAACAAAAUUUUAAUGAUAAUAACAAUAACAAUAACAAUAACAAUAAUCGUAGGUGUUUAGGUAUAGAGGAUGGUUGGAUACAGGAAAGAGUUCAUCAAAAUGAAGGGAUUCGUUGUUAAUAUUUUCUAUUGGGUGGUGUUUUAGCGGUUUUAAAAAAAACUCAUUUUUUUUUUCUUUUAUAUACUGUAUAUUAUUUACAGGUCAAAAACAAUUUGAACAAUAGAUUUAUAUAUAUGUGUUGUAUGCAUGAAUAUAUAAUUUUUUUUCUUCUUUAAUCAUUUUUUUUUUAUAUUCACCAUUCCUUCUCUUUCCUCUGUAUAUAGAAGCACCCUCUUUAGUUUCAAGUAUAUUAUUUUCUACCUUCAUAUUAUCAUUUCAUUAAAACUAUUAUAUUCAUCUAAAUUCAUAAUAUUCUCUCUUCUUUUUUUAAUAGUCUAUUUGUUUUUCUAGUUGUAAAUAAAAAUAUUAGUGUUUUUUUUCAUUUUUUAAA
Rhizophagus irregularis DAOM 181602=DAOM 197198 is the source of this 1246-nucleotide messenger RNA. RefSeq lists its product as uncharacterized. Lineage: Eukaryota; Fungi; Glomeromycota; Glomeromycetes; Glomerales; Glomeraceae. The record is from RefSeq and is a predicted model, not a curated record.